GCCUUCAUAAGGGCCACCGAAGCCCUGAUGAGAUCCUCAAGCAGGCACUCGCAAGGCCUCUAUCCAUUCGUUUAAAUCUUAUCAGAUAAUCACCAUGUUGUUUCGACAGUUUCUUGGAUCGCUUGCAGCGUUCACUUCGCUUGCAACGGCUGCCAAUCUUACCGACUAUGAAUACGUUGUAGUAGGGUCUGGAGCCGGAGGAGGGCCCUUAGCUGCCAGGCUUGCGCUUGCUGGCCACAAAACGCUUCUCAUCGAAGCCGGCGAUGACCAGGGUGCAAGCAUCAACUACACCGUCCCAGCAUACAAUGCAAGGAUCUCAGAAGAUCCGAACCUGGCAUGGAACUUCUUCGUCCGUCACUACGCCGAUGAGAAGCGACAAGCCCGCGACUACAAGACAACAUAUCAGACACCAGAUGGUGGUGAAUACACUGGCCUCAGCCCUCCUGCUGGAUCCACAAUGAAGGGAACUCUAUACCCACGCACAGGAAGCUUAGGAGGUUGCACGGCGCACAACGCUCUCAUCGCCCUCUAUCCCCACAACUCCGACUUCGAGUACAUUGCAAGCCUAACAGGCGACGCGUCUUGGUCGUCUGAUAGCAUGCGCAAGUACUUCACCAAGCUAGAGAACAACCAUUAUCUACUCCCUGGCGCUCCAGGCCACGGCAACGAUGGCUGGCUCGGAACAUCAUAUUCCCCCCUGGAAAUCGUUACGAAUGAUCCGCAGCUCCUCAGCGUUGUCGGUGGAGCAGCAUUUGCCCUUGCAAACGAGACAAACACCGUCAUCAACCUAGGAACUUUGCUGGCUGGGGAUGCAAACGCGGAUACCCCAACGCGUGAUACUACGCCGGCACUUUAUCAGAUCCCACUCUCGACCACCGAUGGUAAACGCACGGGAUCCCGCGAGUUCGUCCUGGCUGUUCGCGAUGCCAAAACGGCCAAUGGCACCAAGAGGUAUCCCCUCGAAGUCAGACUGAAUAGCCAUGUCACAAAGAUCACGUUUGAUCAGUCUGUCUCUCCUCCCCGCGCAACGGGUGUGGAGUUCUUGGAUGGUCAGUAUCUAUACAAGGCCAGCCCUAAGUCGACUGGCGCUGCUGGAACACCCGGCGCUGUGACUGCUUCGCGAGAGGUCAUUGUCGCAGGAGGAACCUACAACUCACCUCAACUCCUCAAGCUCAGCGGUGUCGGGCCCGCAGCUGAAUUGAAGAAGUUCAACAUCCCCGUCGUCGUGGAUCUGCCAGGUGUUGGUACCAACCUUCAAGACCACUACGAGAUCAACGUCCAGGGUAAAGCGCCAUCCAACUUCUCCGCCUUGAAUGGGUGCACCUUCGAUGAAAGCGCGCAAGAUGCCUGUCUUGAACGCUGGCAGACAUCCGUUGCUGGAAGCCGUGGUAUCUAUGCCUCGCCCGGCCUAGGCGCCGCCAUGUUCUACAAGAGCAGUGCGACCGAGCGCAACGAAUACGACGUCUUCGUCUUCGGUGGGCCAGUCAACUUCCGUGGUUAUUUCCCCAACUACAGCGUGAAUGCCACAAAAGAGCACGACUGGUUCACCUGGGCGAUUCUGAAGGCUCACCCCCGCAACAAUGCUGGCUCUGUGACGCUACGCUCCGCCGACCCUCUCGAUGUCCCGGAUAUCACGUACAACUACUUCGACACUGGCAGCGGCGACUCCUCGGCUGAUAUUACAGCACUGUCUGAAGCCGUCGCGCUCGCUCGUGACUCCUUCAAGCGCCAAGUCGUCCCCAUCAAGGAGGUGCUUCCCGGAGCGGACGUUACGUCCCCAGAGGCUGUUGCCGACUACGUCAAGGACACCGCAUGGGGACAUCACGCAUCGUCGACGUGCCCUAUUGGCGCUGACAACGACCCGUUAGCCGUCCUUGAUUCCAAGUUCCAGGUUAGAGGAACGACUGGAUUGCGCGUUGUGGAUGCGUCUGUUUUCCCCAGGAUUCCAGGAACAUUCACGGCCGUGUCCACGUACAUGAUUGCGGAGAAAGCCGCGGAUGUCAUUUUGAGCCAACUCGCUGCUCAGUAAAGAAAGUAGUUGAGUGUGGUCAACAUAAAGUAAACUUAUAUAUAUAUUCGCUGUAUAAUCUAUCCAUUGUUCUCUAGCAU
This is a messenger RNA of Cucurbitaria berberidis CBS 394.84, 2109 nucleotides long. Its product is annotated as GMC oxidoreductase. The coding region runs from base 95 to 2029 and encodes 644 amino acids. The transcript has 3 exons. The record is from RefSeq and is a predicted model, not a curated record. NCBI's taxonomy places the organism in Eukaryota, Fungi, Ascomycota, Dothideomycetes, Pleosporales, Cucurbitariaceae. Gene Ontology annotation, molecular function: oxidoreductase activity, acting on CH-OH group of donors; flavin adenine dinucleotide binding.